Molecule: messenger RNA, 675 nt
Organism: Talaromyces marneffei
Lineage: Eukaryota; Fungi; Ascomycota; Eurotiomycetes; Eurotiales; Trichocomaceae
Exons: 7
Coding region: 1-675 (224 amino acids)
Biological process (GO): hydrogen peroxide catabolic process; cell redox homeostasis; cellular response to oxidative stress
Cellular component (GO): cytoplasm; mitochondrion; peroxisome
Molecular function (GO): thioredoxin peroxidase activity
Source: RefSeq, a predicted model, not a curated record
AUGUGCAGCUCCCGUCCCGAGGUCAUGAACGUUACGCGCGCGGUUGAAGUGAGUCUUCUGACUAAUCCGCUCAACAUCCUGCCGAAUGCGGACGGUCCCCACAGUCCCUUCCCCGCGGCAAACAACCAGAGCUUCAGUGACAUCUUCACGACACCUCCAGCCAAGAUGACUACCCUCAAGGCCGGUGACAGCUUCCCUAGCGACGUUGUCUUCUCCUACAUCCCCUACUCCGAGGAGUCCAGUGAAAUUACCGCCUGCGGUAUUCCUGUUAGCUACAAUGCCUCCAAAGAGUGGGCUGAUAAGAAGGUCGUCCUCUUCUCCGUGCCUGGCGCCUUCACUCCUACCUGCUCAUUGAGCCACUUGCCAGGAUAUAUUCAGAACCUCCCUCAGCUCAAAGCAAAGGGAGUCGAUAUCGUCGCCGUUCUGGCCUUCAACGACGCCUGGGUCAUGAGCGCCUGGGGAAAGGCCAACAAGGUCACCGACAAAGAUUUUCUCUUUUUGUCCGACCCUGAUGCAAAAUUCUCCAAGAGCAUCGGCUGGGCCGAUCCUGUCUCUGGUCGCACUGGUCGUUAUGCCAUGGUCAUUGACCACGGUAAGGUCACAUAUGCUGGUAUCGAGACCGAACGUGGCUCUCUCAAGGCAUCUGGUGCCGACACCGUCCUUGCAUCUUUGUAG